AGAAGGCCGGUGGGAAGGACCCCCUGGAGCGCGGCGCGUCACAGAGAGAGAGAGAGAGGCAGAGACACAGGCAGAGGGAGAAGCAGGCUCCAUGCACCGGGAGCCCGACGUGGGAUUCGAUCCCGGUCUCCAGGAUCGCGCCCUAGGCCAAAUGCAGGCGCCAAACUGCUGCGCCACCCAGGGAUCCCUGGUAUUUUUUUAAAUAAUACAUUAUAAUAGCUUUAACUUUUGAAACAGCAGUAAAUGAGAUAUGUAAAGAUCAUUUAAUCUUUACAACCUUAUGGUGAAAAAGCAACAACCUUACGGUGAGGUCAGUAGGAUCAUCAUCUUGCAGUUGAAGAAAUGUAUGCAUAGAAACGUCAAGGAACGGGCCUAGUCACAUAACAGCUGUGGCUAGGACUCAAAUUCCGUUCUGACUUCAGUGGUCUCUCAGAUCAUGGCUUGAUAAUAUCAAUAGCUUAUGUCUGUUGGGGGCUUACUGUGCCAGCACUGUGCUGCACACCAUGUAUCUGAGCUUCAUUCAGUCAUUGCUACAGGACUGUGUGGGCAGUGUUUGUAGUUAACCCCAGUUCACAGGGCAGGAGACUGAGACCAGAGCAGUGAGUGCCCCAGGACUCAUGGGUGGUUGUUUGGCAAAACCGAAAUCUGAAAGUGGGCUUUCUAAUAUCAGUGCUCAUGCUUGUAAUCCAUUCUCUGUCUUCUUUCUGCCUUUUGUGACUACAAACCCAAGUAGACUUCAUUAUAUUACUGACCUGUGCCAGACCCUGGAGGAAAAAGCCAGAGUUGGACCUCAUGAGAUUUGCUCAGCUUUUCUCCCGCUUCCGCCCUGUGGGACUGUCCGCCCUCCAGCACCUUGACCCUCUCAGAGUCAAAUGGGCAGGAGGCAGGGAGGGGCCCACAUGGCUGAGGGCUGCGUGGCUGACUCAAGCCUGCAGCAGCUCCCCCUUGCAGCUGCCCAUUGGCCAGGGGAACCAGAAGAAUGCGAGCAGCCUCAGCUCUGACCUGAGCCAGCCUGGCCCCACGGCCACUCAGGAAGAAGAGGAAGAGAGCUUUGGGACCCUCUCCAGCAAGUACUCUUCGAGGAGAAUGUUCCGAAAGUCAACAGCCCAGUUGUAUAACCUCCGGCUCAGGGAACAGAGUGCUGGAGACGAAGAAAGAGAUCUGGAGCCAAAGUCAUGGCGGGGCCGGAAGAACACCCCUUACUGGUACUUCCUUCAGUGCAAACACCUGAUCAGAGAAGGAAAGCUGGCUGAGGCCCUGGAUCUGUUUGAGCGGCAGAUGCUGAAGGAAGAGCGACUUCAGCCCCUUGAGUGCAACUACACUGUACUGAUCGGGGGCUGUGGGCGGGCCGGAUACCUGAAGAAGGCCUUCAGGCUCUACAACGAUAUGAAAAAACGGGACCUGGAGCCCACAGAUGCCACGUACACAGCCCUAUUCAAUGUCUGUGCUGAGUCUCCCUGGAAGGACUCUGCUCUGCAGAGUGCCCUGAAGCUCUGGCAGCAGCUCCAGGCCAGAAACUUCCAGCUCAACUUAAAAACAUACCAUGCACUGCUGAAGAUGGCUGCCUUGUGCGCAGACCUCAGGAUGUGCCUUGAUGUGUUCAAGGAAAUCGUCCAGAAAGGGCAUGCAGUCACAGAGGAGACCUUCAGUUACCUGCUCAUGGGCUGCAUCCAGGAUAAGAAGACGGGUUUCCGAUACACCCUACAGGUGUGGAGGCAGAUGCUGAGUCUGGGGCUCCAGCCGAGCCAGCAUGGCUACAACCUCCUUUUGGGGGCAGCUCGAGACUGUGGCUUGGGGGACCCGGAGGUGGCCUCAGCACUGCUCCUGAGGCCCAGGGAGGAGACGGUCCUGCUCCAGCCCCGGGCAGGUGGGUUUCGGACAAGGAAGAGAGCCCAGGCCCGGGUGGGCGAUGGCAUGUCAAUCAGGCACGUGGAGGCCCUGGAGAGGCAGCUGUUUCUGGAACCUUCUCAGGUAGUUGAGGGCCUUCCAGAGCCUCGUGAAGCCAGAGCCCCCAGCAAGGCCCAGCCUGAGGUGGAUACCAAGACGGAGCCUGACCACAUGGUGACCCUUACUUCAUUGGCCUCAGAACCUUCUCGCUGGGGACUGGAGGCCAACCUCCUGACCUUGGGAGCAGUCCCCCCAGCUGUGGUCUCCUUUGGGACUGUAACCACCCCAGCUGACAGGCUGGCCUUGAUGGGGGGCCUGGAGGGUUUCUUGGGCAAGAUGGCAGAGCAUGGGCUCAAGCCCAAUAUCAAAACCCUCACACUGCUGGCUGAGGUGGUAGAGCCUGGGAGUCCUGCAGAGUCCUCACUGCUGACUGUCCUGGACACGCACCAGGUGGAAGCUGACGUGACAUUCUUCAACACAUUGAUGAGGAAGAAGAGCAAGCUUGGCGAUCUGGAGGGGGCGAAGGCGCUGCUACCACUCCUGGCAAGGAGGGGAAUCAUCCCCAACCUGCAGACCUUCUGCAACCUGGCUAUUGGGUGCCGUAGGCCCAGGGAUGGUCUGCAGCUGCUUGCAGACAUGAAGAAAUCCCAGAUGACCCCCAACACCCACAUCUACAGCACCCUCAUCAACGCGGCCCUCAAGAAGCUGGACUACACCUAUCUCAUUGACAUCCUGAAGGACAUGAGGCAGAACAGAGUCCCGGUGAAUGAGGUGGUCAUCCGCCAACUAGAGUUUGCAGCCCAGUACCCACCUACCUUUGAUCGGUACAAAGAGAAAAACACCUACUUGGAGAAGAUUGAUGGCUUCCGAGCUUACUAUAAGCAGUGGCUGAAAUCGAUGCCAGCAGAGGAAACCCCCCAUCCGUGGCAGAAGUUCCGGAUCAAGCCCAUGGGAGACCAAGAGUCCACCACGGAGGCUGAUAUGGACAGAAGCCUUGGAGGCAGGUGACAGGAAGUGCUGGGGGCCUCCAGCAGAGAAGGAGCAGAGUGUGUGGUUUAUAGAGCUCUAUAGGAGCCCCAGGAGCCUCUCUGCAUUGGGCCUGUGUGUGUACUCCUGUGGCCUCAAGCCAGAGGAAGGGUGCGGCCUAGAGUAAGUGAUGCAGCAUUUUUCAGGCAUUGUUACAAGGAGAAACACUGGGCCCAGGGUGCCUGACAAGUUCAUGGCAGGUCCAAGAGCAGCUUGGUCCAUCUUGGCACCCCAUCUCUGGUCACAUCCUUGUCUUGGGGGGGGGGUGUCAUCCCCAUCAUGGACAAAGAAAGUGAACUUGCUCACAGUCACACAGCACCAACAGGGUGCUUGAGGUCCAUGGGUGACUGUUCUCUAGGGCCUGGUGCUUACCCCCUGGGUUCCACAGAUUGCUACCUCUCUGAAAGAAUAAAUGCAGAACCCAGAAAGUUUAAAGUUUUAUUUCUACAAAUCACUGAUAAACACCAAAGCCUUUACAUACGGAGACCAUGCUCCAACUCAGGCCAGGAGCACUGCUCUGCAGGAAAAGCUGCUCCUAGGAAAGAGGGUGGCACCACGGGCAGAAACCCAAGAAGUCCAAAGUUCAGGAUGAAGAGGGGUCAGGGCCUAAGGACCUCAGCCAGAGCAGCCCCGGCAGCCGCAGUGCGUGCACUCGAUGAUCCGGCCCUGCAACAGAGGAUAGCUGAGACACUGCACUCCUGCCACAUGCCACCCCUGCCCCACGGAACCCUCCCACCAAGGAUGGCAAAGGGACAUUCGCGGUCUUCAGGACUCUCCUCGGAAAGCCUUCUGCGACAGAUGCAAACAGUUGCUAUUGACACUGAAGCUACACCUCUAUGCAUUUAAUUUAUGCACAUUCAAUGCACACACUUGCCCCAUAUAAAGGAAUAAAAUCUGUGAAUGAUUGUUA
Nyctereutes procyonoides (raccoon dog) is the source of this 3823-nucleotide messenger RNA. RefSeq names its product ATP synthase subunit f, mitochondrial. Gene Ontology annotation, cellular component: mitochondrial matrix. The record is from RefSeq and is a predicted model, not a curated record. Gene Ontology annotation, molecular function: proton-transporting ATP synthase activity, rotational mechanism; tRNA binding; protein binding. Lineage: Eukaryota; Metazoa; Chordata; Mammalia; Carnivora; Canidae. Gene Ontology annotation, biological process: tRNA 3'-end processing; proton motive force-driven mitochondrial ATP synthesis. The transcript has 9 exons. Bases 793 to 2895 code for a protein of 700 amino acids.